Molecule: messenger RNA, 2770 nt
Organism: Tachysurus fulvidraco (yellow catfish)
Lineage: Eukaryota; Metazoa; Chordata; Actinopteri; Siluriformes; Bagridae
Gene: oprd1b
Product: opioid receptor, delta 1b
Exons: 3
Coding region: 90-1202 (370 amino acids)
Biological process (GO): neuropeptide signaling pathway; G protein-coupled opioid receptor signaling pathway
Cellular component (GO): neuron projection; membrane
Molecular function (GO): neuropeptide binding; G protein-coupled enkephalin receptor activity
Source: RefSeq, a predicted model, not a curated record
CGCACUGGGGCGCGUUACACACUCAUGCAAACUGCGCGCAUCGAACUCGCACACGUUUGCAUUUGCCUUUAAAUCUCGAGAGGAAAGCCAUGGAUCCUCCUGCAGUGACCGAGAGCGGCUUUGGUGCAUAUUAUACAGACAUGGGCUAUAAUAAUAACUUUUCGGAACCGACCAGACUUCCUUAUAACAGGAGCGCAGAGCAGAGCGCUGUGAGCGAGAGCGCGUCUGUGAUCAUCGCCAUCUCCAUCACAGCCAUUUACUCCGCCAUCUGCGUGCUGGGACUGUUAGGAAACGUGCUGGUUAUGUACGGAGUGAUCAGGUACACAAAGAUGAACACUGCAACCAACAUUUACAUCUUCAAUUUGGCUCUGGCUGAUGCUUUGGCCACCAGCACACUGCCGUUCCAGAGUGCCAAGUAUCUGAUGAGGACCUGGCCUUUUGGAGAACUACUCUGUAAAAUAAUCAUUGCGAUUGACUACUACAACAUGUUCACCAGUAUUUUUACUCUUACAAUGAUGAGUGUGGACCGCUACAUCGCUGUCUGCCACCCAGUGAGGGCUCUUGAAUUCAGAACACCAGUCAAAGCAAAGAUCAUAAACAUCUUCAUCUGGAUACUGUCAUCUGCCAUUGGUAUUCCAGUCAUGAUCAUUGCUGUAACAAGAGUCAAAGAAAAUGGUAAAAUCAUCUGUAUGCUGAAGUUUCCUGACCCUCAAAGGUAUUAUGAAAGUGCGACAAAUAUUUGUGUGUUCAUCGUUGCCUUUGUGGUGCCAGUGUUGGUGAUCUCCAUCUGCUAUGGUCUGAUGAUCUUGCGGCUAAAAAGUGUACGCUUGCUCUCUGGUUCCAAAGAAAAAGACAGGCACCUGCGCCGUAUUACCCGUAUGGUGCUGGUAGUAGUGGCAGCCUUCAUUAUCUGCUGGACACCCAUUCAUAUCUUCAUCAUAGUUAAGACUUUUAUAAAAAUUGACCAGAAGAACCCACUUGUGAUCAUCAGCUGGCACUUGUGCAUUGCUCUUGGCUACAUGAACAGCAGCCUAAACCCAGUCCUCUAUGCUUUCCUGGAUGAGAAUUUCAAGAGAUGCUUUCGAGAAUUUUGCCUUCCUUUCCGUUCUCACAGGGAGCAGAACAGCUUUUCCAGAGCCCACAACACUAGGGAACCUGUCUCAGUCUGUGGCACGACAGAUUCAGUGAGAAAGCCCACAUGACUAGUCCUGGUCCAGAGAUUUCCUGGACAUCCGACUAGAAACCAACAGGACCAACAGUCUGAGUGCACUCAAAUCUCCACUACAGAGCUCUGUGUUACCGCAUAGAAAAUGUAAAGCUGGUUACACAAAUAAAACUGCAUUCACAUAAGCCAGCAUGUAUAACAAUUGUCUGAAGAGUUGCUGUAAAAUGCGCUAAUCUUUUAGAUUUUGCUAUGACUUUCUUUAUACCUAGAAAAAUGAACUAAAUCCUCCAAAUUUCAAAAGAGAUCUGGUUUAAAUUGCAAACAACAUAAGUCAGCCCAGUAAUCAUUCCCUGAUGAUAAAUACAAUAUGGGCAACAUUUUAAGGACACCUGACCAUAACAUGUAUGUGCUUUAUGAAUUAGACCUCUUGUUGCUAUUAUAAUUACUUUCCAUUAGAUUUUGGAGUGUGGCUGUGAAGAUUUGUACUCAUUAAGCCACAAGAGAAUUAGUGAGGCCAUGUCAACAUUCUAGUACUUUCUAACGUUGUUACGUAGGGUUAAGUUUAGGGCUUUGUGCCAACCUUUUGAGAUUUUCCCACUCCAAACUUAAGCGAAUCAUGUCUUCAUGGAUGUCACUUGGCAUAGAUGUGCACGGGGCAUUGUCAUGAUGGCACUUUGGGCCUACAUAUGGGUGCCACAUACAAUUGUGAGGUGUCCACAAACGUUUCACAAUAAAUGGGUGUGAAACUUUGAAAGUCUGUAAUGGUAUAUAUUAAUUGGUCACAGACUAUGAAAACACCUACCAUAAGAAACUAAAGAAAACCUUUAAAAAAAUUUUUAAAGAGGUUUCACAGGUCAAGAAAUGACGUACUGUCAAAAGGAAAUUUAAUUGCAAAGAGACAUAAACAAAAAAUAUAUAUUGCUAUAUAGAAAUUAUGACUGUCUUGAUCAAAGGUCAAAAUCAUAUUCACCUGUAAAAUAUGGUUCUUUAUUUUGGCUCUCUGUCUCAACUAAUGAAAGCUGCUUGACAUGAUAUUUAUUAUAAGGAAAAGGAGUUUACUGAAAAAGAAACAAGAAUAAUACAAUCAUAUGCACAAAUACAGACUAAAACUGUACUAAACUAUAAUAAAUUGCUGUAACUGACAAUCCAAAACAACCACAGACACACUUAAAUGCUACAGUGUUAUAAACUAAAAUCUGCCUGCAGUUCACUUCACCACUUCACUGUUAAAAUCAUGUAGUCUACUUUUUUUUUUGAGAAAUAUUUGUAUACAUGUGACUAAAUACAUUGAAAGAAAUGUAAUGAAAAUGGCUGUAAAUCAAAUGUUAUUUGGUGACAUUUUCCACUGCAUAUUAAUAUGAUUUUAGUGCCAGGAGCAGAAUGAAAUGGAAAAGUUAAUGGCUAUUAUUUUUUUUAAAGCAGUGGAGAAAUCAACGUCUAUUCUUGUGCUGCUUUUUGAUAAUGUGGCUUUGGACUGUAGUGUUUUACAUUGUGAGUAUUCAUACAUCCUCUGCCAAUCUUGUACAUCUUCAGUAUGAUCCUUACUUCUGCCUCUGCUUCUACAUCAACUGGAACUGAAUUAUAAUAAAUGCAGCAUUAGCUUGA